Molecule: messenger RNA, 5022 nt
Organism: Clupea harengus (Atlantic herring)
Lineage: Eukaryota; Metazoa; Chordata; Actinopteri; Clupeiformes; Clupeidae
Gene: niban1a
Product: niban apoptosis regulator 1a
Source: RefSeq, a predicted model, not a curated record
AUUUGACGGUGCUGUCUCCUUGGCUGAUGUGGGAGGAGGCAGAGGCUGGGUUCCCGGCGCGUCCAGCUGCCGAUUCCGUAGCACCACGCCCGCGGGUGGUCUCUUCCAGUGUAAGCCACGGAGCUCGAUGAGACAGGAGCCACACCUGACGAGCGCGACCUACCUGCCCACAGCUUACUGCACACCAGCGCGGCAUGGGGAUCUCCACGUCCAGUCUGCUGGAUGAGAGCAAAUCAAAUUUUAUCAAAGGUCGGACACAGGAGGAGCUCGAUGCCUUCAGUGCGCUCUAUAAGCAGCAGUACUCAGUGGAGUAUGGCUGCCAGCUACGGGCUGAGAUGGACCAACAGGAGGAGCACAGGACACAGCUGCUCAAACAAAGGGAGCCUCUGAAGGACGGGGUGGUGCUGUACGAGGAGCACGUGCUGCACUUUGAUGACAGCAGGAAAUGGCGCGAGCGCUACGUGGUGGUGCGGGCCAAUUACAGCCUGGAGUGCCAUGAAAGCUACGAGAGCUUCGUUAAGGGCGGUUUGGCCCUGCAAAAGCUGCUUCCCACGGGGGGAGUUGUGUUGACGACAGAGGAGAAAUACAUGGCGCUGGUGGACCAGUGCUUCCCUGACACCAACAAUGUGAAGGAAGAAUUUACUCCUCCAGUGAUAGGGAUGCCAGGCCAGUUCCCUGCGUACCUGCGUCUGCCUUACAGGAGGGACUCCUACUUCUGCUUCAAACAGGAGGCCAGGCAGAUAGGCUUCCUCGCUAUCAUCAACGACUGCAUACGUCACCAGAACCAGGACUUCCUGAAGAAGGGCACAGUGGAGGUGAAGGCCUUCCUCAGGGCACUGAAGCUGCACAGGCAGAAGAAGGGCUACUAUGAAUCUUGGGACAUGCUGAUCGGCAGUGAUGUACGGGUUCUGGCUAAUGUAUUGAUGGCGGAGUUACUUCCAUCUCUGGAAAAAGAGAUUCUGCCCAAGCUGAAGGCUAAGAAGACAGAGAGGAAGAGGGUGUGGUUUGCUACGGUGGAGGCUGCCUAUAUUCUGAUUCAGGCGCGUCUCUUGGAGGGCCUGAACACUAUGAAGGAGGAAUGCAGGACCAGCGUCAGCCAACAGGAGGUGCUACUGCGCACAGACAUGGACCAGAUCACCAGCUCCAAAGCAUUCCUAGAGAAAAAACUCACAGCCAUGGUAACGGCUCCAGCCGAGAGCCACUGCUCUGAGCACGUGCAGCCGUUCCUGGCCUCCGUACUGGAGGAGCUGAUGGGGCCGGUCAGCUCAGGCUUCGAGGAGGCUCGACUCCUGGGUGCCACCAAGAUGGAUCAGCUGUGCCAGGAGUUUCAGGAGGGCGUCGCCAAGGAUGAGCUUAAGACGGCUUUGGCUGAGAUGAGUAAGACUAACCUACAGACGUGCUACCAGAUGGUGAGCAGCCUGCAGGACCAGCUGAAGGACCUGCAGGAGAGAUUCAACUACACCAACAGCCAAGGCCUGGUCCACAGCACACAGAUCGACCUGCAGCAGCUGAUGGAAAACAUGGCCUACACUUUUGAGCUGCUGUUACUGAAGGCUUUAGAAGACAACCCUGAGAACUGGGCACUGGCGAUGGAGAGAGCCAAGCACAGAGUUUUAAAGCAAUAUGACUAUGACAGCAGUACAGUGAGGAAAAGGAUCUUCCACUCGGCUCUGAUAGACAUCACCCUCCCCAGCAUGAGGAGGAGCAUGGCCCCCACUGUCAAAGAUGAGCUGCCGAAGUUUGAACAGUACAUCUUUGCUGAUCAUGCGCCAUUCAUCACUGUUGAGAAUGUCUAUGAGGACAUUCUGCUGCAGAUCCUGGAGACGGAGGUCUCUAAAGUGGUGAAGGAGGCAGUCAGUAUGAAGAGGUACAACCUCAUCUCAGAGAUGAACAGGGAUCACUUCAGCCAGUCCAGCAUCUACUCGCUCCGCGGCACCCCUCCCAGCUCCACCCCGGGCAGCCCCUCCAGGACAGGCAGCCUCUUGAGCCGCCAGCCCCAGUCCCAGCCCACCUCACCCCUCCUGGGCAACGGCAUCGAGGGAAGCCCCUGCUCCAAUGGGCCCUGCAGCUCCGUGUCAGAGGAGAAGGAGAAGGAGAAGGAACAGGAGGAGGAGGAUGCAGCGGAGACACCAGAACCUGUGCAGGCAGUCACAGUAAAUCCUCCAGCAGAGGGAGGGGAGAGUCCCAAUACAGCCGAUGCUGCUGCAGUAGAGGCUGAUCAGGCCACCAGUCCCACUGUAGAGUCUGUCAAGGCAGAGAAAGAGGAAUCGGCUAUGGCAGAGAGUGUGACACCUGAACCUGAUGCUUCUGUUUCCAUGGAGACAGCAGCUGUGGAUACACCCAGCACUACGGAAGAGGAAACAGUGGCAGCCACCAUUGUGGCUGAUGUCAUAGCGUCAGUCUCCAAGGACACCACUGAAGUUCCGCAGAGCCCUGUUGCCACAGAAACAGCAGUUGACCAAGGCCAGGUUGCUGUGGAGUCAGACACAGCUGCCUCCAUCGCCACACAAACGUCAUUCGACGUCCCUGGGGUGCCUGCAGCUGUGAGCACCCCAGUGACUGAAACACAUGCUCCAGAUGCUGAGGCUCCCAUAGGGGGGGCCUCAGUCAGCUCAGAGUCUGCCUCUGAGCUGUCUGAGGGGGUUGCAGUCACCUCAGAGCCCCCCAGCCAAACAGAGGUCUCUGAGGGUAGCCCUGCACCUGUCGCCCCUGCUCCGACUGAGGCCUGUGUGGAUCCCCCUGCUGGAGAUGAGCCUGUGACUGAAGAUGGGAACACUGAUACUGCUGAGAACAACAAGGCAGAUACUGAGGAGAGCAGUCAGUCUGUUUUCCAGGAGACUGCCGCCAUGGAGGUGAGUGUAGAUGCUACAGAGGAGAGCGCCAUGCCUAAAAGUGAACCUUCCCCGACCUCUGACCCCACUGUGGAGGGCACCCCUGCAAGUGACUCUCUGCCAGCUGAAGUGGAACUGAGUGUGGACACAGAGACGGCUCCCCCUUGUGACAACCCUGUGCUAGUGGACUUAGACUUAGAAAUGGAGGUACCACAGUGCAUAGUGGUUGAUUGUUUUAACGGCCCUCCACCAGCCGAAGCACAAGUGGAGGUGUCUGUGGAUGAAGUCCUGGUCAAACCUAGCAACACCGCUGUGGUCACUGAGGUAGAGCUUGUUGUGGAUGAUGGGGAGGCCGCUGUCGACAUGAGUGACAGUGAUGACCCUCAGCCAAAGCCAGCUGAAGUGCAGGUGGAAGAGUCUGUAGAUGCUGAGUCCAUCACACCCGCUGCUGACCCCGGAUCAGCUGAGGUGGAGGAGUGUGUCGACACAGAGGAGAGCAGCGCAGAGGGGACCGUUGGUGCUGAGGCAGAGAGUGACCCUGGCCAGAGCACAGAUCAGCCUGCAGCAGUGGAAGAACCAGCAGCACAGUCGGACACCCAGGCGCCAACUAGUCCCAAGGCCAGUGAAGAAGUGCCUUCAGCUGGAGAGAGCACACUGGACUGUGUGAAGUCGAUCCGUGAUCUGAUAGAGGAGGUUAUUGAGGUGGAGGAACCUGUACAACAUUACCCCAAGAGCCCCAGUGCAUGAGAGCAUAUACUGCUGAAUCAAAACCGCCAAAUCUCAGUGACUCAGUUAAGAAGCGAAGAAGUGCAAGGCAUCACCUAUUACAACACAAACCCUGGACCACGCACUCCUCUUGUUACUGUUGUGGAUCAGUCCAGCUUUCCACCUCUGAUCUUUAAAAAACCUGGACUGACAAUGGCUAACUUAUUAGCUAGCAUGCUGACAAUCACUUUCUUUUACUCUGAAAGCUAAGUGGAUGUAGUCAUAUAUGUCCACCUUUUUUAGAGCAGUAAGCAGAAGCUGGGUCUGGAGAAACUUAUUAUUAUUAUUAAUAUUAUAUUAUUAUUAUUUUGUUAUUCUGCUGAGCAUGUGGUUUGACCUGUUUAGACACCAGAGGGAUAUUCUGAAGAUUUUAAUUUAAUGUGUAUUAGAUUUGUAGGUAGAUUUAAAUGUAGGCUUAAUCAGUCUGGUUAAUCUGUUUAUGUAAUGAAAAGUGACAUUAGACAUGCUGUGAGGGAUUUGACAGAGUGAUGCUUUAGGGUCUUGAAAAGCCUGUUGGAUUUCUGUAGCUCAUUAAUCAUAAUGAAGGAUUAAGUGACCUUAAUCUCUCUGGAGAAUACACAACAUUUUAAAAAUAUUUUACAUGUCAUUUAUGUAUAGUCAUCCAUACUCUUUUUUAUUUUGUGUGUUCGUAUGUAAGCGAAUGCUGCCUAAUGCUGCCAAAGGUUACUCUAGAAACUGGCUGUUACUGGUGGGAAUGUGAGCCUCUGGUUUUUGUUCCUAUGCUUUAUAUUCCUCAGUAUUUACAGAAUGGUGAGAUUCUAGUUCUUCUAUGGAAUAUAUAGUAAGGGUUGCACCAAGCCCCAGGGGAAGGGUCAUUGUUUUGGUCACAGUACACCCUGGGCCAGUUGUCUCAUUACUGGUCACGUUAAACUACAUGCAUCAGCCGGUGAUACGUCUUUUUGGAUGCCUGGGGGUCCUGUUAGCAUUGAUAAGAGCAGCAUGCGUGUGCUUCUCCUGCCUCGGAGUGACAGAAUGAUCUAGUAACCUUUGACCUGUUGAGUUUAUCCACAAUGCACUUGUAGCCACGCCCUGGGAUUCCAUGAAUUCCACAGCAGAAAGUAACACACCUGUAAAACCUGAAGCUCGCCAUACCAGUCAGACUGCUGCAGGCCGUGUCUGUGUGUUCCUCCUAUUCAAUGUGCCGACACUGCAAAUGAUGCUGGUAAGAUAUUAAGUUUUAGUUUAUACAGUCGUGGUGCUGCUGACUAAAGUUAGCAUUUAAAGUUCUGGUGUACUGCUGGAACUAUGCAAUGAAACCAUCCCUUCACCAAUUCGCUUCAUACUUCAUGUCAUUAAUGCCAGUAAGGCAUCGUCAUCAUCCUGCCAUUACAUCUGACCGUCCCAAACUGUUUACCAUGUACAUCUUAAAAACAACAAACACAAAUAAAUACAAUACUGAAAUCUG